Messenger RNA from Triticum turgidum subsp. durum (durum wheat), 1077 nucleotides. NCBI's taxonomy places the organism in Eukaryota, Viridiplantae, Streptophyta, Magnoliopsida, Poales, Poaceae. The record is from the annotation of a GenBank genome assembly.
AUGGCGUCCGAGUGGGAAAUGGCCAUGGGCGUGGAGCUCGGCAUGGGAAUGGGCUCCUACCACAACGCCUCCAACGUCCACGCCGUGCCCAUGGGCCACCAGGCCGGCGGCUACUCCGCGGCCGCUCACCAUUUCUACGGGAUGCAGCCCAUGCGCGACGCCAGCAUGCGCGUGGAUGAGCUUCUCGACUUCCCCACCGCGGGCGCCCACGACUUCUUCCCCGCCGCGCCGGACAACGGACUCCACCACCAUCACCACCUCGGCGCCGGCGUGGGCGAGCUGUCGGCCACCACCCCUUCCGCCACGUCGUCGGAUCACCAGACGUCCAUGCUCUCCUUCGCCGACGAGUUCUACAUACCCAGCGAGGAAGCCGCGGAGCUCGAAUGGCUAUCCAAGUUCGUGGACGACUCCUACUCGGACAUGCCGAAUUACUCAUCGGCCGCGCAUGCGGCAAUGGCGGCGGCUAACGCGGCGAACAACGGCGGUGGCAGCUCGGCUGGUCAAGACAGCUGCGUCACAGCGGUGCCAGGCCGCGGAGCGCGAAGCAAGCGGUCGCGCGCGAGCGCCGCGGCCGCCGCCGCAUGGCACUCCCUCAUGCCGCACCCGCCUUCGCAGCCAUCGCCCUCGUCCUCGUGUUCCUCGUCCGACUUCCCGUCCUCGACGACGGCACGACCUAGCGGCUCCAACUGCGGCAGUCGCGGCAAGAAGCAGGGACCCGUCGCCGGCGGCGAGGUGGGCCUGGUGGAGGGCGGCGUGCGGCGCUGCACGCACUGCGCCUCGGAGAAGACGCCGCAGUGGCGAACGGGGCCGCUGGGGCCCAAGACGCUGUGCAACGCGUGCGGCGUGCGGUUCAAGUCAGGACGGCUGGUGCCGGAGUACCGGCCGGCGGCAAGCCCCACGUUCCUGCUGACGCAGCACUCCAACUCUCACCGCAAGGUGAUGGAGCUGCGCCGCCAGAAGGAGCUCGUUCUCAUCCGCGGCAGCCACCGUCUGGACGCGGCAGCGGCGGCGGCCGGCCCCGGCCCCGGGGUGACCGUGAAGCCGGAGCUCAUGUUCCAUGACUACGGCAUAUGUUGA